Messenger RNA from Heterocephalus glaber (naked mole-rat), 9209 nucleotides. It is a transcript of the gene Gpr26, whose product is annotated as G protein-coupled receptor 26. Lineage: Eukaryota; Metazoa; Chordata; Mammalia; Rodentia; Bathyergidae. Gene Ontology annotation, biological process: adenylate cyclase-activating G protein-coupled receptor signaling pathway. Gene Ontology annotation, molecular function: G protein-coupled receptor activity. The record is from RefSeq and is a predicted model, not a curated record. Gene Ontology annotation, cellular component: membrane.
CGGGGGUCGCCGGGUGGCAGCGGCGCCGAGGGGCUGAGGCGGCCGGGGGUUGCGCCAUGGCUGCGUGUGGUUGCGGACCCUGAGCGCCGGUGGCGGGCGCGCACCAUGAACUCGUGGGACGCGGGCCUGGCAGGGCUGCUAGUGGGCACGAUGGGCGUCUCGCUGCUGUCCAACGCGCUGGUGCUGCUCUGCUUGCUGCACAGCGCUGACAUCCGCCGCCAAGCGCCGGCGCUCUUCACCCUCAACCUCACGUGCGGCAACCUGCUGUGCACCGUGCUCAACAUGCCUCUCACCCUGGCCGGCGUCGUGGCGCAGCGGCAGCCAGCCGGUGACCGCCUGUGCCGCCUGGCCGCCUUCCUCGACACCUUUCUGGCUGCCAACUCUAUGCUCAGCAUGGCCGCGCUCAGCAUCGACCGCUGGGUGGCCGUCGUCUUCCCACUGAGCUACCGCACCAAGAUGCGCCUCCGCGACGCCGCACUCAUGGUGGCUUACACGUGGCUGCACGCGCUUACCUUCCCGGCGGCCGCGCUCGCCCUGUCCUGGCUCGGCUUCCACCAGCUGUAUGCGUCCUGCACGCUGUGCAGCCGGCGGCCUGACGAGCGCCUGCGCUUUGCCGUCUUCACCGGCGCCUUCCACACGCUCAGCUUCCUGCUGUCCUUCGUCGUGCUCUGCUUCACGUACCUCAAGGUGCUCAAGGUGGCCCGCUUCCACUGCAAGCGCAUCGACGUGAUCACGAUGCAGACACUCGUGCUCCUGGUGGACCUCCACCCCAGUGUGCGGGAACGAUGUCUGGAGGAACAGAGGCGGAGGCGGCAGCGCGCCACCAAGAAGAUCAGCACAUUCAUAGGGACCUUCCUCCUGUGCUUUGCCCCCUAUGUGAUCACCAGACUGGUGGAGCUCUUCUCCUCGGCACCCAUUGGCUCCCACUGGGGGGUGCUGUCCAAGUGCUUGGCCUACAGCAAGGCUGCCUCUGACCCUUUUGUGUACUCCCUGCUGCGACAUCAGUACCGAAAAAGCUGCAAAGAGAUUCUGAACAGGAUCCUCCACAGACGCUCCAUCCGCUCCUCAGGCCUCACAGGUGACUCUCACAGCCAGAACAUUCUGCCGGUGUCUGAGUGAAGGACCAUGUUCCUGCUGGAGAGUUUAGAAUGGGAUGGCUGGGGAGAAGUAGGGGCAGGCUAGGGAAUCCUGGAUGGACACCACUCACCACCAUCCCCCAGCAAGCCCAGUGAUUUGGGGCUCUGGGGUAUGUUUCCUGGCUCCUCAAGGGCAGAUGUUGGACUGCCCUUAUUUAUCACCAAAGGAUAGCCAUGGGCUAUGGUCUGGCCUUUCUUUCUGAGAGGCUUCUUUGAGCUCCUAGACUCACCAGUGGCUCCCCUAGAGAUGACAGCACAGUUCCUGCCAAGAAUGCAGUGCUGGUGGCAAGUGGGGAAGAUGGUAUCCACCUGCUUGAACCACUGGACAUGAGGCUCCAUGCUGAAGAAAAGCAAUGGUCUCCAUGGGACACUUUAGUCAUGCUACAGGUGAGACUGAUGGUGGCCAUGUGGCCCCAGAUCCGAUAUAAUGACUCUUUUCCACUUGGUAGGUGUGGUUGGUUUAACCCAAAUAUUAUCUAGCUAGUACUAAUUAAAUUGUGCUCAGCUGAGACCCUGGGGCUCUGCUCCUAAGGGGAAGAUGUUUAACAAUUAGUGGCCAUCUGGUUGCUGCUCACCAGUUGUCCCAGGAAUGGCAAAUUGGAUAUAACCUUUUGCUCUCUUCCCCCCACAAAAAGAGAACUCAUGUUUGUGUGUGUAGACAAUCUUAGCAUGAAAAUGGUUUCAAUAGACAGGGUAAUACACAUAUUAUGUUCUUCACAGUCUGACCAUCGACUCACUUUCUUGUGAUUUACAUGUCAUAAAUGUAAGAGCCAAGUAAAAGCAGGAAGAUGGUGCCUGGUGGAUCUCUCUGUCCCCAUGUGACCUGAAUUGGCAGGAAGAAUUUUACCUUGUCUUAUGCAUCUUGUCCAGCAAGUCUUAUAAAAUGAACAGGCAAGUAAUGAACUGAGCUGGGAUCUAGCCUUGAUUUUCAGGCACUGGGUUCCAUUAUCCUGGUGGCUCAAUAUCCUACUCUCUGUACAUCCAUCUUAUAGAAAGCAAGGCUGCGAAAGGUUAUGAAGAAAGCUCCCUGUGCUAUGGUGAGAUAGUGAAACUUUUAUGGACUAUUAUAAUACACAUAUCAAUCCAUUAGCAACCUACUCUUGAUUCCAUGAAAAAACAAGAUGAGUGGUCCAUGGUUUCUACCCAUCACGUUAUUAUUCACCAUUUUUAAACUGAUUUGUGAAUGCUCAAAGCAAUUAUUUCUCAAUUCUUUAAGUGAUUCCUCUAGGGUGGAAGGAUGGGGAGCCAUAAAAUCAGAUGGCCCAUUCUCUCCUUAUAGCUCUGCUAUCCUUGUUUGGGAGGUAGAGAGAGGAGGACACUAUCUACCAGGGACCAACUAGGAGAGUCUGAUGGUUUUCACUGCCAGGCAGCCCCAGUACCUAAAGGUAGAGAAGUGUCUGCCCAUUUGAGAAGAUAUUAUCUUAUUAACUCUUAGCUCCUCAUUUAGAAAGCAAUUUAGCCAGGCCCAGUGGUAUUAGAUUUCAAAAUUUCCAUGGAGACUAGAACGAAGACAGAUGUAGCAUCUGAGGAGGCUGUGACAUCUUCCCACUGCUGGCAGAGCUAUGUUCACACCUGCUCGCAUCUGGCUCAUUAGAGAAAAAGAACUUGGGCAUUUCAAAGGAUCCCAUUAAGACACUGGCUUGGGUCUCUGAUCAAACUCUCCCUAGCCAAUCCUCUGAGGAGUCAACUGGGCAUGGCUCCUCCCCCUCCUGUGAUCAGGGACAUCACAUCGGUAGCUUUAAAUUAGCCAUGGUGGAAGUUUCUAUACCAUGAAAAUGCUACUAAUCAGGCCCUUCUCCCAGAGAGUUAGUUAAACAUCUCCCAGCACAUCACUGCCAGGCAUGACUUUGUGUGUUACUGAAACAAAAUUGCUCUGGUUCAGAGCUCAUUUGGGCACUUAAGUUCAAAUCACAACAGAUGCUUUUGUUGAUCUUUCCUAGUGACAAGCAGCUGUCUACCACCCAUUAUCCCAACACCAAAAGUGCCACUGGAGGUGAAAUCAACCAGGAACCAACAUGCACAAUUGAAUAUGUGAAUCCUCCCUUUUCACACAAAUACUCCUAAAAUGGGAUAAAAGAAGUCCCCGGUGAAUGAGGACAGCAGACAGUCAAAUGCAAGCUGUAUCAGUUUGGAGGAAUAACUGCAAAUCCCCUCUCUGCUUGGUCUAUAUAAACAACAUAUUGUACUCCUGGUAGCAACUAGAUCCCCUUUACCUCUUCUUUAGCUAAGAAGCAAGAUCUUUUACCCAAUACCACACAUUGUAAAAGAUGCAUUUCAUAAUUUUCACUAUACCUCUAAAACUGCUCAGAACCCAAUAAAACCAGUUAUAUUGGCAUCAUGUAGACAAAACCCUCAGACAAACUGAUAGAUUGCAUAUUUUCAUCAUCAUUUAGACAUAGGAAUUAAAACCUAAGGGGCAGUGAGAAGAAAAUUGCUGCAUUAGAAAACAGUGUUAAUCAACUCUGCUAUAAUUACCUUUCGAUAAAUGUCUAUAUUCAUCUAUAGCAGUCUUUAAAGUUUGCCCCCUGCCUUCAUUAUUCCCAAUUGAAUUAUCUACCUCAUUUGGGGAAUUUAAUCUAUCAAAUGUCAUAUGUUUUUCUCAGGUAUAACACAUAGAAACACCAAGGCUUUUGUCAUCUAAAUUAAAGGGCCUGUAUGUGCUUGUUUGACUUCAGCUAGUGUAAGGGUUAACAGUUAAGGCCCAAAUGGAGGGAAUAACUGGAUAGGGGAAAAAUAUUUAAAGAAACUUGAAAAUAAUACUUGUAGCAGAGGGGAUUUCUGACUUGUAAAUUCACACAGAGGGCUCAGUUCAUUGUUCUUUACUGUUAAUAAUCACUCUGCCACUUUUCUAGCUUUUGCGGGGGAGGGGUUCCAGGGAACCUAGGACCUUGUGCAUGCUGGGCAAAUGCUCCACCACUGAGCUAACCUCCAGCCCUUUUAAAUUUUUAUUUUGAGUCAGAGUCUUACUGAAUUACCCAGGCCAGCCUCAAACUUGCAAUCCUCCUGCCUCAGCCUCCCGAAUAGGUGAGAUUACAGGUAUAUGCACAUCUGACUCCUUAGAUCCUUUCUUGAAGAAGGAAAUUUCAAAGCCUGGGGACCCUAAGAGAACAUGUCAUGGUCCAUGGGUUUGUGGGACUUGUGGCCAGCUCACCUUCCAGGUACCUCCCCAGGAGCUGGCCCACAUUUGCUUACAGGUCAGGCAGAGGAAGAGGGACUUUAUGACACGAGUCAUCUCAUUCCAACUGCAUGUUCUUCCAGGACUCAGCUCAGGCUCCUGUCACCCUGAGCAAUAAAUCUCUCUUGCGUUUGUGAAAUUCUUUUUCGUUUUCAUGUGCCUUUCUUCCUAAGAGAAGACAGAAAGAAUGAGGCCACACACAUGUCCUGACUGUCAUCUUUUACAUGAUUAGAUGUCUUUGCCUGGUGGUGAUGGGACCCCCAGAGAAGCUGAAGGCUGUGCAUUGUUAGAAUGUAACCUGAGUGCAGGAUAAACUAAUCUGCCUGACUUUAGUGAGGAUAUUUUACCAGGUGCCAGAAAUCCCUUGGAUCAGCUUCCAUCAGUGGCUCAGGAGCAACAGGGGAGAGGUCUGGGGCACGAUAUGCUCUCACUGCCUUUCUGAGAGCCUGAUGUAUCUAAACCAAGCCAUUGGUUCUUAAACUUUCCUAUCCCCAAGUGUCACCAAGAGAGGUGGUUUAAAUACAGAAUCUGGCACCAGCUCCUCAGAGAUCAAUUUACGUGGCUGGGAAAGACUUGGGAUUCUGUAUUUCCAACCAUCAGUGCCCAGCUAACUGAUACAAAUGUUCUUCAAACUACCCCCUUAGGAAGAAUGAUCUUGUAUGUCUGGAUGAACUGAAUGGAAAAUUGGGCAUUUUUAAAUAUCUAAGUUUCCAUUGUCUUGUGUCUUUCCCUAACUGUCCAAAUAGUUUCAUCUCCAGCUUUAUUCAAGAGCUGGAUCAUUUUGUUUUCAGAAAGACAGAAAGACUCACUUCAUGAAAUGCUGAAAGCUUGUUUGCAUAAUACCAUGGCACAACAGAGGCUCCAGGGGAUAAGACAUGCUAGGGGUAAGAUGCUGGAAGAUGAUGGCAGAGUUGGGACCACUUGUUAGAGAAAAGGCAUUCAGAGAGUCCCUCUCAGAACACUUACAUGGGCCUUGGAUCAAGCUCUUUCCUCAGACAAGCUGGCCCUGGAAGGAGGUAAUAUCUGUCAUUUAUGCCAUUGACCAGAGCUUGUUACACAGUUGCAGCAUGACCAAAAAGAGAUGUUUCUGGAUGCCAGUCCCUGGGUGUGAGUCUCUUGUGGAUUUCCAACUUUUUCCAUUGUGGUUGUCUCUGCCAGGUCUCCCAGGAACAGCUAGUAGAAAGUUGUGUGAGACCGGCAUGGUUUGUAAGCUUCCCACUUUCCCAGUGGCUCCUGUUGUCUCCCAGAGCCAAGUGGUCUAUUGCCCCUGCAACCCCCCAAUCCAGUACUUAGUCUCUUUCCUGCCUAUGUUCCUGGCCUGGUUAAAGGAAGGUGGUAGAAACCACAAGCUCCUGCCUCUCCUAUUCAGAUGCAUCCAGGAAGUCCAAGCCUCCUCGUGCCUCCUUCCUUAAGGACUAGAGAAGCAAAAGGACACUUUUGGGGGUCAACUACCUGGGAGGGGAGAAUUAUAGGUUCCAAAGAAUGGAUUGGUCCAACUUCCCAGGGAAUCUUCACGGGAAUAGGGAACAGCUCAGAUGUAUAUGGUUUUAUUUGGCCUGAUUACACAUCCCUGUGUAGAGGCUGUGACCUGCUGCUGGUGGAGAGAACCGAGUUCUGGCAUGGCAAGCAGAGAAGCAAGACCCAGAGCUAUGCACAUCCUCCCCCCUCACUCCUUAGUUCUGUGGGUGCUGUGCCAGGCCUAGGGGGAGAAGAGCAAUGACUAUAUGGUUGGGGGACGGGCUACAUAUCCUGGGGUGUGUGGUCAGGGCUACAGAACUUGACUGACGGGGGGAGGAGGGUUUUGGAAGGCUUCCCAGAGGCAGUGAGGUUUGGGCUGGACUAACAGGAGGGAGCAACACGUGGCAGGGCACAGAGAGGUGACCCUGCCCAGUGAGGGGUUCAGUGAGGUGGCAGCUUGGUGUGCAUCCUGUAGUGGAGUCCAGGGAGUGGUGUGGAGGCUCCACAACCAGGACAGAGCCCACAGCAUCUGUCACCAGCAGGAGAAGAUGGAAGUCUUGAAGUUGGGACUGUCAAAAUUAGAAAGAGGAGCUAUGGAAUAGGUCUAUAUUUAUUUAGCUACCCCAAAAGAGGAGGAAGAAGGAAGGAAAAAAGGAAGGAAGGAAGGAAGAAGAGAGGGGCAAAAGGGAUUGCAUUCAUUUUGAGGGACACUGACAUUCAUCCUUAAAAGCAUGAUUUAUGCAUAAGAAACCAACCAUGUCCAUCCAGGGCAUAUCCCCUGGCAGCAUUCUGAGUGGGGGCUAAAUAUAGGCCUUUGGUAGGGGAGUAUUACGUAUUUAGUACCAUGGGGGAGCUGAAGGAGCACUGCCGCCUACCACUCUGGACCAAUGGAAGAGGUCACACCGCAGAGACAAGCAUGUUGCAAAAGUCCCCAUGCUACUUCGCAGUUCAGCACCCAUACCUCUUGUAGGUGGUGCACAGCUCACUAGUACAAUGUGUCAUGUAAAUAUGUACCUAGCAUUUAAAGGUCAAAUACAAAUCUAAUUACUCUUAGCAGUGCUCUAGUUUAUCGUGUACACCCAUACUUAAGGACUUUCAAACUAAAUUAGGUUUUUGACUUGAAAGUUUGUGUGUGCCCUAUGGGCAUGCAUGUACUCUUAGGAACACCAAUGUGUGGUAUUUCCUGUGUCCUCUCACACACACCCAAUGACUGUGUAAUUGGUGUUAUACUUAUUCCCUGGCACAGAAAUUGUGCAUGAGCUUAAUAAAACUCAGAGCCAGUGAUUUGAUGGUCUCAAAGAGCCUAAAAUAAAAUCUGUAUUUGAAGACAGGAAGUCUGUUGUGAAUUGUGAGGUUCAGAGUAUCAACAUCAGGGCCCAGAUCUCAGUCACACCUCUUUCCAUCCUAAGGGAAUGGGUUUGGGAUAGGGGAGCAUCAAAUGUCAUCCCAAGGAUGCUUGACUGAAAGACUAUGAUGUUUAGUUUCAAGAGGACCAGAUCGUAGUGAUUGCUUAGGCAUAGCUAAAAUAUCCAACAUCCAGCCCCUUUUUUAAAGGCUCUGUCUACCAUUGGUUACAAAAUCUUUGCUUUAAUUAAGAAUAACCAAUUCCUCCCUCUCCGCUCAAACUUCAAAUGCCAAGUUUCCUUGCAAAUGGAAAUCAUUCCAAACCUCAAGAAUCCAGUUUUACAAUAAAUGUGUAAAUACAGCCUCUUCUGGAGUGCAGGGAUAUUUAUAGGGACUGGUAUCUUACUAACCCUAUCAGGAUCUCCCCAGGGAAAACCUGGAUUGCUCUAAGCCACAGACAGCUGUGGAAGUCCAGUGACAAAUCAAAAAGGUGCUUUGCCUUACCCUCAUUACCACCUGGCAUGGUUUUUCUAGGCAUUGGAAUAGCCCAGUCUUCAUUUUCUUAGGCUCAUCUGGGAGAAGGACUCUUAAUCCUUCCAUCUGGAUAUGCAUUCUCAUUCUGAUGAGGAAGCUCCUGGCAGAAGGUAAAUCUCUCCCUCUGCCAUGGCCAAUGGAUGACAGCAGACAAGAUCAGCUGUGAAUUUUCUCCACUGGAGGAAAUUGGGAGGCUCUGCUCUGUCCAGUGUCCAAUGCAAGAACCAUCACUUCCUGUAAAUGAAAGGAGAAUUGCUUAAAUGCUACCCUUAGAGCUCCUGGCAUCUCCAAGUCCUGAGAGCAUCUAAGUCCAAUGCUUUGCAGACCUUGUGUUUUCAUAAACUUAUUUUUUGGUGGCUGUAGAAAGUGAGGUAGGAGGACACACAUCAUUUGUUGCUUGGCGUAUCCAAACUGCCCAGUAGACAACAAAAGGGAGUCCACAUUAAGAAAAUCUAAUGUGUGUGCCAGCUAGUUUAGUAUUCCACAGGAAAUGUACUCUGCACAUUCCAAGAAUACUUUUGGAAACCAGGAUUUAGAAAAUUUUUAAAAAUUCACUCCUGGGGACAGAGUGAUCUGCAAAUGAUUGGCUUCUGCACAGUGUUGUGAUUCCUUAAUAUCAGAUUCAUGGAAAGAUGGGUGGGACAUCUGUGUGUUUGUGUUGGAGCAAAUGCACCCAUAAAUGUGCACGCCCAUAAACCUGUGUGCCCAUAACUCUAUGUGCCCAUGAGUGUACACAUAUGGAUGAAUGUUCAUAAACACAAACAGCUGCACACUGAGUAUGAAACAAAUGAAGCAAAAGUUUAGCACCUUCUUAUCAUUUCUUGACAUUAUAGCUUUAACCUAACUUUCUUCUAAUUUAUGAAACAGGAGUGAGGCUCCACUUAUUUUUUUUAAAUGUUACCAGAAGGGGCCGGGGAUUUAGUUCAGUGGUUCUGCUGCCUGCCUCGCAAUCCCAAGGUCCUGAGUUUGAUCCCCAGUACCAAAAAAAAAAAAAAAAUGUUACCAGAUGCUCUUCCGAUGUGGGAAUAUGCACCAUUCAUGUGAUAUACUUGCCAACAGCUGUUUUCUUUUGAAGUAGGACUCAAGAUUUUUGAAUCCAAGGCCAGUGCUGCCUGCUCUGUUUACAAUGGCUUGUGCUUUGUGAAUACAUAUCAAAUGUUGUAAUAUAUUUUUAUGAUAGAAUUGCUGGUGAAUUCAGGGGGAAAAUAUAUAUUGUGAUCCUGUCCAAUAAAGACUCCUGUUAUAAAAUACCCACCCUUUGCUGAUCUGGUAUGAACACAUUUUUAUUUAUAGGUUAAUUAAUAGAAAUGUUGGCUUUCCAUAAUUUCACGGUGCCACCAAAGUUUAUAUUUCAUUUCUCUUCUACCUUUCUGUAUCGUACCCUUCUUGGUCUCCCACAUCCACUGCCCCAGGUGCUGCUAGCCUCACACAGCCUUCUGUGCAGUAGAUAUUCACACUAUGGAACCAGCUCUUAAUUUUCCCAAAUCUAGAGCAUCCACCCCCACCCCAAAACACACCUGCCCAGAGAGAGGCAUAUCCCCCAACCUCUUCAACUAUAAAGU